This is a messenger RNA of Racocetra persica, 226 nucleotides long. The record is from the annotation of a GenBank genome assembly. Lineage: Eukaryota; Fungi; Glomeromycota; Glomeromycetes; Diversisporales; Gigasporaceae.
ACAAUGAUAGCAAACUUAGAACUUGAAGCAAAAGCAUUAUUUUUAAGAACAAGGAAUAAUACUCCUGUAUUUUAUACUAAAUUAGCAUCUGCUAAAACUAAUAUGAAAGUAGCACUUCGUAGUUGUGAUACAAUUACUGUCAACUUGCCAAUUCCAACUGUACUUGGUGUUGUUGCUCGUUUGCUAGUUCAAGAUUUAUUAAAAUAUAAAACUGGUCAGCAAAGAA